This is a messenger RNA of Camelina sativa (false flax), 1208 nucleotides long. Its product is annotated as cationic amino acid transporter 2, vacuolar. The record is from RefSeq and is a predicted model, not a curated record. Lineage: Eukaryota; Viridiplantae; Streptophyta; Magnoliopsida; Brassicales; Brassicaceae. Gene Ontology annotation, biological process: amino acid transport; transmembrane transport. Gene Ontology annotation, cellular component: membrane. Gene Ontology annotation, molecular function: amino acid transmembrane transporter activity.
CCAUGACCCACGGGGUAGACGUAUCUUACGAGGCCGUUGAAGACUUUUCGUCUUGCUUUCUUGCGAUCGGUGUUUUUUCCGUUCUCUUCUUCUGUGUCUUUCUUGCGAUCGUCAGAAGACUGUCUCCCGAUGAAGAUGAUAUUGAAGCUGGUCCUUCUGCUUCGUUUGCUUCUGAAGACGAAGACGAGUUUGCUGCUUCUGAAGACGACCGAGACAGAGACAGAGGAGAAGAAGAAGAAGAAGAAGAAGAAGAAGACAAAGACGACAAUGCUUCUACGGAGGCUCUCUACGGAUCUUCACGGGAGCAUUCUGAAGACGAACUCGAAGUUCUUGAACUCCCACUUCCUCUUGUCCCAAUACUUCCCCAAGACUUCCCAUUCCCAUACAAUAGGGAAUGUGGGAUUUGUUUUGGGGAAUUCGUCCCCGAAGAUCCUCUAGCCAACAUCCCUUGCCAGCAUGCGUUUCACCUGGCGUGUCUGAGCGAUUUGGUUAGAUGUCCCUUGUGUAGACGCUGAUUCUAGACAAACCCCUCAAGGCCUCAACGAUACUUAAUUAUAAUCAAUGGUCAAAAUGCUGUCAUGGCUCUAUGCUCAGGUUUAAUGGGUGCCCUUCUCCCUCAGCCACGAAUUCUGAUGGCAAUGGCUAGGGAUGGCCUGCUACCUUGUAUUUUUUCACACGUUAAUAGACGCACACAGGUUCCGGUUAAAGCAACCGUGGCAACUGGGUUGUGUGCUGCAACCUUAUCGUUCUUUAGGGAUGUGUCGCAGCUUGCAGGGAUGCAGGUGAGUGUUGGGACACUUCUGGCAUUUACAAUGGUGGCGGUAUCAGUGUUGAUACUCAGAUAUGUUCCUCCAGAUGAGCUACCUAUUCCGUCAUCUCUUCAAGAGAGGAUUGAUUCUGUUUCCUUCUUACGUGGUGAAAAGAAGUCAUCCGGUCAUGCAGGCACUUCCAAUAGCAGCCAACAACCUCUAAUUGUCAAAAGUGAUGCGUCGGUCGAUUUCCCGGUUAUCAAGAAUCAAGAAGUUCUAGGGUGUUGGGUCAGCGAAGAAAACAGAAGGAUGGCCGCUGGAUGGAGCAUUUUUCGACGUGAUUUUUUUGUUUAUUGAUUGAUUGGUAUUGUCUUUGGUUUUUUUACAUAUACUUUAAACGAUGUCUUCUUCUACAUUGACAACUAGUAUCAUCUUUAAUAUUCAUCUUAUAUUAUCCCA